Centropristis striata (black sea bass) is the source of this 5996-nucleotide messenger RNA. RefSeq lists its product as uncharacterized. Lineage: Eukaryota; Metazoa; Chordata; Actinopteri; Perciformes; Serranidae. Bases 295 to 2214 code for a protein of 639 amino acids. Gene Ontology annotation, molecular function: semaphorin receptor binding; chemorepellent activity. Gene Ontology annotation, biological process: negative chemotaxis; axon guidance; positive regulation of cell migration. The transcript has 14 exons. The record is from RefSeq and is a predicted model, not a curated record.
UUUGCAAUCCCACUUUUCAUUCCUGCGUCCCUGCUGAAAGGCUACACUCCCCCCUCUGCCUUUUGUUUCCGAGGUGGAGCCUGAUACCCCGACUUCUCCAAACUGAACUGCCGGCGAAGCAGACGGACAAGAUAGGACUGGGACGCAGCAGUCGGUGGCACAGAUCUGGGACGCAGCAGAUCGGAGAGGGAACAUUAAGGGCGGCUGCAAGGAAGGAGAAGGAUUUUGUGGAGCGCUUCUGACGGUUUACGCAUCUUUUGAAAACCGGCUACACGCGGAAAAGCUUCAAGAAAGAUGAAUUCUUUCAUCCUACUGUCGCUUUUUGCCACGAUUAUCGCCGCAAAGUCACCUCGGCUGAAAUUUGUUGUGCACGAGCCCCCCAGGUUCCACUUCAUCAAACCUGAGAACUACAUCAGCAUGUAUCACCAGGAGGGGAGCGACACGCUGUAUGUGGGCGGCCAGGCGAUGAUCUAUGUGUUGACGUUCUCUAACAGAAGGGUCCGCGACCUGCAGAUCCCAGCGGCAUCUGACCAGACUGCAAUUGAUACCUGCAAGGCAAAGGCUGCACCACUCGAGCUGGAGUGUGAUAAUUUCAUCACCGUCAUUCAGAAAGUAAACGACACAAUCAUAAUAUGUGGAACGAAUGCAGGAAGCCCCAGGUGCUGGAUGCUGGUAAAUGACACUGUGCUGACUGACGUCCAGGGCAACGGGCAGAUAGCGUCGGCCUCUGAUAUCUCCCCACCCUACCCUUCCCAGAGGUCCAUCAGCCUGCCUGCAGAUGGGAGCCUGUAUUCUGCGAUGUCGUCGGUGGCAGGUCACGCCGGCUCUAUCCGCCGUACGUUUGGCUCCCAGAAACUCCUGAAGACAGAGAACAUUUGGCUGCUGAAUCCACAGUUUGCUGGUGCAGCCAUAAUCCCGUCUUCACUGAAGUACAAGGAGGAGAUCUACUUCUUCUUCAGCGAAAUCAACAAGACAGCCAGAGUGGACGAGGAACCUUACAGGGCUCGUAUUGGCCGGAUCUGCACGGUGGAUGAAGGCGGCAUCAAAGCUCUGCUGGCAGAGUCAUGGACCACCUUCAUGAAGGCCCGGGUGAUGUGUGGGGCAGGAAACACCCAGCAGCAGUACAACAACAUGAAGCAGGCGGUGGUGCUGACAGCUCAGGACAAGAGGGCUGGAGUCCUGUAUGGCCUGUUCUCCAAUGCAUGGGGCAGAACAGUGAUUUGUGCCUACUCCAUCGAAGAUAUUGACCAGGCUUUCUCCACAUCCAAGCUGAAGGGCUACAGCAGUCCAUUCAUCGGCAGUCGCCCCGGCAUGUGUGUCCGCAAAAACUCGACAGCAGGAGGUCACAAUGACAUCAAGAACCUCGGGGUGAUCAGAUACCACCCAGAAAUUGAGGACGUGAUCCGGCCUGUCGGCGUGGCUCCACUCGAUCUGCCCACAGACGACCAAAUCACACACACCGUGGCAGACAUCGUCCUGGCGGUCAACGACGAGCACUACAGCGUCCUGUACCUCGGAACAGAUCAAGGCAAAGUCCUUAAAGUGCUUCACUCCAGCGAGGGCGUCUUCAUCAUAUCUCAGUACUCUCUGUUCCUCAAUGAGGGCCCCGUUCUAAACAUGGCCAUCGACUCCCAAAAGGGACACCUGUAUGUUGGGACGGCGAUGGAGAUCCAACGGCUGCCGCUGGCUGACUGUGGUCGCUAUGGUGACACUUGCAGGGAGUGCAUCCUUUCCAGGGAUCCAUACUGCGGCUGGGAUAGGUCCAGGAGGAAGUGCAUCCCUAUCCCACCUGGAUACAAUGUCACCACUGGGACGCUCAUUCAGAAUCUGGACCAUUCAAACUCCUCGGUUUGUGGGGAAGCUGCUGCUCUAAAGCAGCGUCGCACUUCCCCCAGAGAGGUGAUAGUGCAGUCCAACACCUCCAUCUUUCUCCCUUGCCCUGUGCGCUCCUUCCACGCCACCUACCGCUGGGAGAAAGACAACUGUGUCAAGAACUAUCCCUGCCUCUUCUCCGGGGACUUCUGUGUCCUGGGGCCGGUUAUCGACACGCCCCUGAAGGAAGGCGUCUUCCGCUGCAUGGCCACCGAGGACGGAUUCAAGGUGGAGGUUAUCUCUUUCAGGCUGGUGAACGACGGCAGGCUCCUGGCCGCCUCCCUGGCCUCCACCUUGGGGCCGUCGCUCCUGCUCGCCAUGGCUACCCUGUGGCUCCAUUAACUGCAGCUACCGCUAAUGCUAACCCCUCAUCCUUACUGGCUCCCAAUGACAGGAAAGACAAGGAGCCUCUGUUAGGAGGUGAGGUUCGCAGAGCAUUGGAGUACAUGGUUGGGUUGAAAAUUCAACUUUUUCCAUAUUGAUUUUUGGAAAAAGAAUCCAGAAAAUGUGAAUGGGGUACAAAAUUCAGUUUUUUGCAUAAAGUAACAUAUCUGCAGCUGCAGCUGUCUUAAGAUUUACUGUCCAUGUUUGACAUGUCUUGCAAGUCCAAUCCAGAUUCAACCAUAAUCAGAUGCUUUGCGAACCUUUCCUCUCUGACUCAAAACAUAUCGUAUGAGUUGGGCAAAAAAAACACCAAUACCAGGCCAAUUCUUUUUACCAUUUCUCUACUUAAUUUCAAAUUGACUUGACUGUGCUUAUUUGUGAAUAUAUAAACCUUUAAUACCGCUCUUACAUCUCUUCAUUCAUCUUGUUAACCUUAAUUGGUAUAGCUCAUUAGUACUUAGAAAAAUGUCUGGUAUUGAGAUUUAAAAAGCCUUAACACUCCUGGGACAUAAACUCCUAAGCACAAUUUUGCAGUCGAGGCAGAAUACUGCAGCCUCGGUUGGACUUAGCGCUAUAAUUAGCGCAGCUGAGUCUAACAACAUCGCUGGGAGGAAGUGUCAGCUUUUUGACAGGAAGUAGGCGGAUGGGCAAGAGCUCAUUCUCGAACAUCACUGUGUCUCAGCACCUCCUCCUCAGACGAGGCAGUUUCUUGCAUCUUUUUAUCAGAUGGUAUCAGACAUCGUCAUUACGCCUUGUUCACAGCUUUGUCCGUUGUUUUUCUUUUUACAUGACAUCGUCUUUCCUCCUCCCCAGAGCAUCAGAAACAAAACACUCGCCCUUAACAGGAUAUGAAAAACACAGCAUCGCCUACAGAUCCUUUGGAGAGUGAGUUACUAAAUAUUAGCAGUGAGGGGCAAACUGCUCUCGGAAUCUUUUAAACAUGAAUUCAUCCCUAUUAAUCAACAUGAAAGUUUAAAAUCUGCGUUUUUUCUGCUAGGUAAUUUAUUGUGGCGAGAUGGCUGCAAGUUAUGUGAAACGGCAGUAACCUUUUGUUCUAAUUCUGAGCCUCAAAUGUCCAUCAGUUUUUAGGAAACGAGCAAAUCUGCUGCAAAUGACAUUCAAUUUCUGUCAACCCGACAAUGCGUAAAGAUGUGAACAAGGUGUUGCGCCACAGCAAUUUCAAUAAACAAACACAUCAUCAUAAGGGCAGAUGAAGCUAAAUGGAACUGCAUAUUAGGCUUGCAUUUUAUAGUUUGCUUGGAGAAAAAAAAAGGCUUGUACUUAAAUCUGUGAAGUGUGUUCUGUAUUUUAUUGCUCUGCAGAUGCUGAUUUCUACCAUUGCUGCCUACGUAUGUGACACUUUGUCUUGGUUGUUUGGGUUUUGAUGCCAUAGUUAGAAGGUGAUGUGUAACCAUUGACUGCUUUACCUCUUUCCCCAGGGACAUUGGUGCCAAAAGACAAGAAAAUGGUUAUUGUGUCAAAUUUGUAUCUCUAUGCUGUGAACAAAAAGGCUUGACAGAUUCCAACAACACGCUUCACUGGUGUACAGCAGCAACCACAACCAGAGGUGAGCGCUGUGGCGUUAGCAUGACGCUAAGUCUGCAGCAUCUUCCUUUAACCUCUCUUCUGAUCACUCAAACUUUAUUACGACUAAAAGGCAGAUUAGAGCUGAAUGUAAAAAUAAAUAAGAGUUAUGAAUGUAGCUGAAGUUUCACAGCACUGGAAUGCCAAACCUUAUGAAUACUGAUCAGCUGACUGAAGGAGGAGGCUUGUGCAAUGAUGAAUUAUGCAGCGGAUUAGCAUGUUCUCCAGAGCUUUGAGAAUUAUCAUUCAGAAGUGUUACAUAAAUCUGGCCGUGCCGAGCCUUCCACAGUGGCAGAGUUGUCAUUAAUAGCAAAUUAGACAAUGGAGCCGGAUCGUCUUGCACCGUAUUAAAGAAUUUAUUUUACACCGUUAGGGAUAUGAGCAGCGAGCAUGUUCUCAGCUGUGAAAAUCUCAAGGUAGCGGCGAUAUAUCUCACUCAGCUCGGUUGUGUGUUGCUGCUCGGGGAUCUGCUUGCUUCCUGCAUUGCACUGACGCUGGCUACUGACUGUGCCAAGAAAAGAAAAAAAAUGAAAGCUAUGUUGAGCCACCUCAUCCUCCCUACGCUUCUUAUGUUCAUUUGCAAAAUCCCUCGUCGCUUACCUGCCGUAAUAUUUUGUCCUGAACAAACUCUGAGCGUGUCUGCAAUGUGUCUCUCAAACUCACAAACACAACCCUAGUGCAGGUUGGACAUGCAUAUUAAUCGUCUUUGUGUCUCUGUGUCGCCACCAGGGUGGGAAAUUAACACCAGCCACCGGCCAAGUGCUGGUAAACAUUUAGGAGAGGCUCUUAAUGAUGGCAGGAAACUAACUCAACAUCCACAGGCGUGUUCAAGGCAUAUUCCUGUAUAGCCUCCUUUAUACUGUAACUAUAGCUGUGGUAUAUGGGUUGUUGUUUUCACAGGCCCCUAUGAGAGGAGGAUAAGGCAAACAAACCUGAUAUCGUAAGCUUCUUCACUGUCUCCCAAGUCCAUACUAUAUACCAGUAGAGACUGCAUUUGUUCAAAUGAUUAAACCAACUUAUUGUAUGUUUAGGUUUUCCAAAUAGGUGCCCUCUUGCAGUCAAAAUUAGAAGUAGCAUGACAGUGAACUGCUGCAAAAUCGGCAGAAUAACAGGUGGUUACCAUUGAUUUUUCCUUAACCUUAACAAAGUCAUUUUAGGGUGCUUUCACAACCCAAAGUUUAGUCCGUUUCAAUUGAACUCUGACGCGGUUAAGUCCUUGUUACAGUUACUUGUGAACGCUCCAAUCGUACUCUGGUGUGGACCAAAACAACAGGUCCAAGACCACUUACGAGAGGGGAUCUCGGUCCGUUUACAAACAAACCCUAGUGUCGUCGCUUGCACUGUGAAUGUAAUCCGACAGAAUUACAGGAAAUGAAGCGGAUUGCCAAUGUUUGCUUUACAUUUGGACUGAAGAACACAUGCAGGAGAUGCCGAAGUCCACAAAAACAACAAUGUUUAUGAAAUAAUUCGAUAUCAACCGAAGGAGAAAGGAUUCAUGUACACGAUAGAUCAGUGCAGAGUCAAGGUAAAAAAAACAACUUUGACAGCAAUAUUCCAUGCUGUCACUGCCAACUUUCCAACCAAUAAGAAAUAAUACUUCAAGUAUAUAUCCAGCCCUCUGCCUUCGUACAUGCCCCUCUGCAAAUUUUUAUAUUUAUACACUGUUAAAGCAAACCAGACUAAAUACAAAACUAACCAAAAGUAUCAAUUUCACUCUGGUUCAGACUAACCUAACAAACUGGAAACUAAAACCUUUCACAAUCUGAAAAGUUAACCAGACCUUAGGGAUAGAGGUAAAAUAUUCUCUUUUUCAAAUAUAUGUACAUUUAUUUGGCAGAUGCAUAUUGUACAAAAGAGCAUGCAUGUGUGUCUUAUAGUGUGGAUUUGGGACACAGGCAUUGUUGACUUUGUGAGUGUUAAAACCUGAUCAGAUAGUUGUUGCUGUGCAGGCCUGAUUGCAUUUCCCCUCUCCAUGUGGAGCAGCACUGCUCCUCAGGCAGGUGGAAUCAGGCUUUCAUCAUUCAGCACUGUGCCCAGUCAUCAUCCUCAACUCCACAAGGCUUUUGCUUUAAUGUCAACACUAUUCCCGCUAAUGCGCGGAAUAAGGAUUUAUAGCAUUUACCAACACUUGCCGUCUUCAAAUCUCAAGUCCUUGC